GGUUAGACAGAGCAUUAACAACUUAAGUAGAGUUAAGUAACAGUUUAAUAUUAAACAGCAGUUUACCAGUAUUAAAUCCACGCAAUCCAUCAACAUGCAGAUGUUAGUAUGUCUAGUACUUGUAUCCAUGGCUGUGAUAAUGCCAAUAGAGGGUUAUACAAUCGAACAACUGAUUGCACUUCUCAGUCAGUUAAAGGAUCCUGCACCAGCCGAACCACCAGCACCCCAAAUGCCAGCCGAACCAGUAGUCCCGAUGCCAGUCGAUCCAGUACCACCGGUUCCAAGCGAACUACCAGCCCCGGCUUCAAACGAACCAGAAGCAAUAUCAGCCAUAACCAUUUUCGCGACAGAGGGAAAUGAUAUAGUUACCAAACUUAAUAGGGAGUUGAGCACGUUAAUAACCCAGGCAAUGACACAGAUUUCACUAAAACCUGCCCUUGACAUUUUGGAGGAUAUUGUACCGGAACUUGAGAGUUAUUUCGAUGAAUUAACGGAAAAUAAACAGAAGCUUGCGGAAGACCUGCCAUCUACUGGCACUCCUGCGGCUUCCAGCAACACCCUGGCGGCCAGGAACAACAUUCCCGCUCCAUCAGAAUCAUUAGCAACAUCAAUUUUAAACAGUUUCUCUACAUUGGGAGCCGAGAAACUUACCAGCCUCCAAGCAGAGUUGGCCAAUCUAAGAAUCCAAGCAAUGACACAGACCGGAUUAGCUGCUGCUGUGGACGUGUUGGAAGAUACUGUACCGGAAAUUGAAGAAUUUCUCACUGAAUUAACAGAAUCAAUGAAUAAGCUUAAGGCAGCACUACCAUCAACUGAAAGUACUGGCGAUUCACCUACAGGCGAAACCAUGGACAAAUCAGCUGCCACAGAACUUUUAAAUAAGUUAACAGAAAAAGGCCAAGAUUUUGCUGAUACGAUUCAAAUUGAAAAGACAAGAAUAACAUCUGAGGCAACGGCUGCACAGACUGAAGCCGAACUUUUAGACGAGUUGGCAGGUGAAACAGAUAAUAAGGCACAAGAAAAUCUACUCAAGAAUCGAGCUGAAGCACUGGAAACAAAAGCGGAUCAACUAUCGAAUGCUGCUGACACUUUGGAUGAUAUUUUGUCUGACUUUGAGGAUUUGAAGGAGAAUCUGCUGGAAUGGAUACCAAAGUACACCGCAGCACUUCCACCUCCAACCACAGAGACCGACGUCGAAAAGAGAACCUUGUCAUCUCUUUUAGAGCGUCUUUUGUCAUUACCACGUCAAGUUCAGUAAAGUUUCCCGUAGUGUGUGAUAUCACCAAUGUUAUAAGAAUUUCCUAUUUUAUCCUUUUAUCCAUUAUUGAAUAUACACAUAAUAUAUGAUUAUUUGUUCGAGUUUAUUGUGGUUUUAAAUGUAUCCGUUAUUUUAUCCUGUUCAAAAUAA
Messenger RNA from Patella vulgata (common limpet), 1408 nucleotides. RefSeq lists its product as uncharacterized. The transcript is spliced from 7 exons. The coding region runs from base 95 to 1258 and encodes 387 amino acids. The record is from RefSeq and is a predicted model, not a curated record. Lineage: Eukaryota; Metazoa; Mollusca; Gastropoda; Patellidae.